This is a messenger RNA of Rodentolepis nana, 3120 nucleotides long. Lineage: Eukaryota; Metazoa; Platyhelminthes; Cestoda; Cyclophyllidea; Hymenolepididae. The record is from the annotation of a GenBank genome assembly.
AUGGACCAAUAUCACGUUCUUGAAUGUAUCGGUGAAGGUUCGUUCGGUCGGGUUUAUCGUGGUCGUAAGCGCUACACUGGCCGAACUGUGGCCUUGAAAUUCAUUCCAAAAUCCGACAAAAGUGACCGCGCUUUUCAGAACCUAAAGAAAGAAAUUGAAAUAAUGAAGUCCUUAAAUCACCCCAACAUCAUCGGUAUAGUGGACGCAUUUGAAACUUCAAAAGAAAUGGUUGCAGUUACUGAAUAUGCUGAGGGAGAUCUUUUCCAAAUUCUCGAGGACGAUAGGUGCUUACCCGAGGAUGUGAUUCAGUCUAUAGCCGCUCAGCUUGUAUCAGCGCUGUACUACUUGCAUGCCAACCGAAUUCUUCAUCGUGACAUGAAACCCCAGAAUAUUCUUCUAGGACACGGAGGGGUUGUCAAACUUUGUGACUUUGGGUUUGCUCGAGCAAUGAGUUUCAACACCCUCGUUCUCACUUCUAUCAAGGGCACUCCUCUUUACAUGGCUCCGGAAAUUGUUGAAGAAAGACCUUACGAUCACACGGCCGAUCUCUGGGCUUUGGGUUGCAUUAUAUAUGAGCUUUCAGUCGGUACCCCACCUUUCUACACAAAUAGUAUAAUCAAGCUGGUAAAAAUGAUUACCAAUGACAAAGUGAAGUGGUCAGAAAAAAUGUCACCCAUGUUCAAAAGUUUCCUUGCCGGGCUGCUUGAAAAAGAUGCCAGAAGGCGAUUGCAAUGGCCUGAGCUUCUUUCCCAUCCAUUUGUUGCAGGUCUCGUCUCCGUGUCACCAGCAAUUAUGAAACUGCGAAGUCCGUUCACUCAGCCGUUGACAGCUAGUCAGUCCUUAGAGAAAGAGCGACAGACUCAAAUGAAAGCCCGGCCAAAAAGCAGUCGAAUUUUGCGAACUCUUUCAAAAGACGCAGCCCCACCAUGUCCGGAAUUACCCCUUUCUUCGCCCCCUAUUACAGCUCAUAGACCUAAGGCUGCUGCUCUAUCUCCGAAUCCUCUGAAAGGAAACAAACCGUUAGCUGCUAUGGGGCCCCAACCACACACACAGGCUGUCGAAAUGACGGAAGCCAUGACAGCCUGGCUUGGUUGCAUCACUCGUUGGGAUGUGCACGUUUGGGAGACCCUGGGCCGUGUUCGUGAAGGUGGAGGUAGGGCAGUGGCGUCGGAGAUUCAAGCUCUAGUAUCUUCGGCGCGUCUAGUGAGCGCAGAGAGUGUUUCCGCUUUGAGUACUGGUGCUGUAUGGGAUCUGCUGCUCCUACGAGAUACUCGUUUUGUGGCGGCUACACGAGCUUGUCUUGGCGAGGCCGCUUGGUGGGCUCAUCUUCUUGCCGGUGAAAUUCCUCCCACUGCUCCCAAUGCUCCAACUCCCACACAGGCUGCUAGGCACAUUGAGGCUAUAAUUGCUGUUCUAUCUAACGUCAUCACUAUCGAAUGCAAUGUCGAUGUUCUUGCUGAUUUCUACGAUCAAACUAGAGUCCCCACAUUCUUUAUCCAAUUACUGGCGGAACUUCUCACAAAGGAGGUGUUUCUUUCGCAAUCGUGGUCACAGAAUCCCCUACUACGAAUUGUCUUUACGGUGAAUGCUUACUUUGUUAGCGAAAUAGCCCAUACACAGGAGCCUCCUGUUGCAGCUCAAGCCACAUAUGUCGGAGUGGGUUUGAAGUUGCUGCAGUUAGUGCCUUCUCUCUUGUGCUUGACCCAAGACACUGACUUUAUUCGUGGUGAGCAGACUAUUAUCUGUAUUCGUUACUUCCUUGAAUGCCUUCGAAAAUGGCCGAAUGCGGUGAUAUCACAAUUUCUAUCGGCAGCUAUUUCCGACUGUACUGCUUCCAUUGAUGUGCUUCUGCAGUUCCCUUCCAUUGGAAGGACAUCUAAGGUGUCAUGUCCUAGUUUGGCAUUGAGCACAUAUCCUGCUCUGCUUCAACAUGCUCGUGAACAUGCUGACGGUAUUCGCGAGAACGUGAUCGCCAUUCUUGCCCUACUUACCGAUCCCUUUAGACACGAGGAAAGCCAGGCGACGUCACAAGUCUUUCCGGCAAUUUCCCAGCAGAUGGCAGCGUAUAUGGGUUCACGGCUCUGCGAUCGUCACAUGAAGCAGUACCUGCAAACACUAGUCUGUGCCAUUCGUGAAACCAACGUUUGCACCUACGCAGCCAGUAUUCUCUACGAGUGCAUGCUGAAUGCCCCCUCGAUGGCUGUUCUUUUAGCCUCAGAUGACUCGGGCUAUAUUGACAGUCUGAUUGGAAUUCUGGAAUUUCUUCUGCAAGAAACUCAGCCGAAAACAGUUAAGCUAAUCGAGAUUGCAAUUCUUUCACUGAGUUGUACUAUCAUUACAAUGCGUUCGAUACCUAAUUCGAUCUCUGCCAGAGUGAAGAAAUUAUCUUCCCUCUUCACCCACUCCCAAUUGCCUAAUCAUGCGGCUGCAAUGGGACUCCUGCUAGGAGAAGUGAUGCGAUAUCAGCCCCUAAUCCCUGUGGUCGAAGCUAGAGAUCUUGCUCGCGUAUUGCAGCUCGUAUUGAGUAGUCCCUUAGUACAGAGCCGUGAGGCACGAGAACGUUUAUUAGCUGCUGCACGGCCCCUCUCCUCGACCACAUCGGUCUCCUGUUCGUCAAUUGUCACCACAACCCCGUCUGCUGCUGCUGCUGCUGCCACGGAUGCUGAAGGCGAAGUGGCCGCUGCAAUACUCUUUGGCCUUCCACAAACACCCUGGCCUUGUGAGAGGGGGUGGCUGGAUGGGGUAUUCCAUCUUGUUCAAUGUUGUUCUUUACAUCCUCAUCUAUGGAUAUCACUGCUCCGUCACCUCCUUGAGGGCCAGGUCUGGUCUCGAAUGUGGCCCACCAUCGGACAGGUUCUAGAUAUGUCUGCUCGUCGUCAAGCCAAUGGCAAUGGGUCAACACGACCUGCUCUAUUAGAUUGGCGACUUCUCUCUCCAACAGGUCUUCAUCACGCCCUCAUUCUUGCACUCAAAAUUGCUCAACAGGAACCUCGUCUUCUACUACAUUCGAUUCGUGAUGAGACUACAGAUGUCCUAUCCUGUUUGAACUUGCUCAUCUCGCUGCCUAAGAAUUAUCCCAGGUCGGUCUCAUCCCUAUUAUUUAUUUAUAUCAAAUGGUAG